AUGGCAUCGAAUUCCAGCUCAGACGUGGGGACCAUCAACACUCCCGGCCCCGGCACUCACUAUCUCCGCCCGGAACUGAAAGACUUGAAAAUCAUCGGAGUAGAGGAACAUGUUGUUUUCCCUCAUUUGACAGCACGAAUCCCCGACACGGGCCUGGCAGAGCAUGCAAAACACAUCUUCAGCCAACUUGUCGGCCACGAGGCCAUGCAGUAUGCGCGUGGCCGUUCCACCGAAACCGGAGCCCAACGACUUCACGACAUGAACGAAGGCGGUAUAGCAAUGCAGAUACUCAGUCUGGCUGGGCCCGUCAAUUGCAUGCAGAUGGAGCCUGAAUCCGGACUUGCUCUGGCGCAGGACAUCAACAACGAGUUGAAAAAGGCCGUCGAUGCGGACCCCGACCGAUUCAAAGCUCUUGCAGAUCUACCUUUUCAUGCGCCAAAGCUAGCAAUCGAUGAGCUUCGCCGCUGCGUGCAAGAUCUGGGCUUUGUCGGAGCCAUGAUGGCCGGUUCGGUCGGUUGUACUGGCAAGUUCCUCGAUGACCUGGAGUUCGACGACCUUUUAUCGGAAUUCGAAGCCCUCGACGUGCCUCUUUAUCUUCACCCCGGAAUCGCCCCGCCGGCAGUCAUUGAUACGUACUACACGUUUCCAGGAAAGCCCAAAUUGUCAGCGACGUUGGCGGGGAUGGGAUGGGGCUGGCAUAAUGAAGUUGCUAUCCAUGUCCUCCGGCUCGCUGUAUCUGGAACUUUGGACCGACAUCCAAAACUGAAGGUUGUGGUCGGGCAUCAGGGUGAGAUGUUGCCGAUGAUGAUGCAGCGUUUUGAUGCGAUGUUCGAUGAGAAGAUUUUCUCAUUAAAGAGGAGCGUUGGGGAGGCUUUGCGUAGUCAAGUGUGGCUAGCGAUUUCUGGUCUAUUUUCGUUGCCGCCUACCCAGAUCGCGAUUCAAACCUGGGGAGUUGAUCGAAUUCUCUUUGCCAAUGAUUAUCCUUACAUUGAGUCACAGAGAGUUCCGGAAUUCAUUCGGGCGUUGGGGGAUAUGGUUGGUCCCUCGGACAUUCGCAAGAUCUGCCAGACAAAUGCUGAAGGGCUAUUCAAGUUUCGGGCAUAA
Penicillium cosmopolitanum is the source of this 1104-nucleotide messenger RNA. RefSeq names its product amidohydrolase family protein. Gene Ontology annotation, molecular function: carboxy-lyase activity; hydrolase activity. The coding region runs from base 1 to 1104 and encodes 367 amino acids. Lineage: Eukaryota; Fungi; Ascomycota; Eurotiomycetes; Eurotiales; Aspergillaceae. The record is from RefSeq and is a predicted model, not a curated record. Gene Ontology annotation, biological process: secondary metabolic process. Gene Ontology annotation, cellular component: cytoplasm; cytosol. The transcript has a single exon.